CACCCAGAGCGACAGGGAGAGGCUACCCGGCUGCAGGGCCGACCGCAGAGCGCCGUCCCAGCGGCCGCGGGGAGAGCUCUGCCCGGGCAGAGCCGCGACCAACACGCCGUCCGCGCCCCCGCGUCCGCGCUCUCGCCAGGUUCUCGCGCCCAUGGCCGUGCGGCCCGGCAACAGGCGGCUGUGUACAUGAGCUCAGAAUGAAACGAUGGAAAACGGGGUCUACCCCCUGCUGCCGGAUACCAUUGUCCUUGAAGUGUUCCAGAACCUGGAACACCAGGAUGUCCUUGCUGCUGGCAGCACUUGCAGGCAAUGGUACGGAGUGUCCCGUGAUGACUUUCUGUGGAGGGAUCUCUUUUAUCGCUAUUACAAUGUGAAUCGGUCAAUCCCUCGACAUCCAGCUGCUACUUCAUGGCUGGGUGAGUUCCGCAGGCUGUAUGAUACAAUUCCCUGUGUGCAGGUGGCAACUCUGAAGGAACAUCGAGACCAAGUCUUGCAUGUCAGCUUUUCUCACAAUGGCUACUUAUUUGGCUCUUGCUCCAAGGACUGUUUUGUCAAGGUAUGGAACAAUGACCUGGAGAUAUCGGUGUUACAUAGUGCUAAUAUGCGCCCCUACAAUUGGAGCUACACCCAGUUCUCCCAAUUCAAUGCUGAAGACACCCUCCUCCUUGUCUCUGGAGUCUAUAUUGGGCCUCACAGUUCAUCCUCUGGUGAAAUUGCAGUCUUCAAUCUAGAUGACUUCACGUUGCUGUCCCGAGUGAGGAAUAAACCCUAUGAUGUCUUUGGUUGUUGGUUAAAUGAAACACAUUUAAUCUCUGGGAACCUGCACUGGAUUGGGAACAUGACAUCUUGUUCGGUGCUCUGGUUAAACAAAGCCUAUCAGGAUAUUGAAUCGGAAAAUAUAAACGUGGUGAAGAGACUGUUUCAGCUGCAGAACCGGAACGCCAGCACCAUUCGCACAGUGAUGGUGGCAGACUGCAGCAGACAUAACAGUCCGGAUCUUCUGCUGGGCUUCGAGGAGCAGGGACUCAGUUCAUCACCUCGGGUGUUUUACCUGGGUAGCGACAGCGAGGACGAAUGUUACAACAAGCUGAAGCACAGCAACGAGAGUGCAAGUGAGCUGGAGGCUGGUGUGCGGAAUAGUGCAGAGAUAGAGGCAAACAUGGACACUAUAGGGCUCCAGCCUCUGUUAGAUGAGAAGCAGCUGGAGGCACGAGUGGCAGAUCUUUUUCUACAGGCCAAGACAAAGUCUACAGACAUGGAUAUCCUAUCAGAGUGUCAGGAAACUCAAAACAAGAAGUACUUGAUCUUCACCACAGGAAGCCUUACCUACACUCCCCACCAGAUAGGUAUUAAACAAAUAUUGCCUCAUCACAUGACAACAACAGGUCCAGUACUGGGAGAAGAACGGAGUUCUAGUGAGUUCUUUGAUCCUUUGGACCACACGAUUGAUGUCCAUGGUCACAUCAUUGGAAUGGGUCUGUCUCCAGACCACAGGUAUUUAUAUGUGAACAGUCGUGCCUGGCCCAAAGGCUGUGUCAUCAGUGAUCCCAUGAACCCUCCGCCCAUUGCUGAAGAAAUUGAUAUACACGUAUUUGACUUGAAGACAAUGCAGGAAGUAACACAGACCCUGCGGGCACAUACUGCUUACACUCCCAAUGACGAAUGCUUCUUCAUCUUCUUGGAUGUCAGCAGGGAUUAUGUUGCCAGUGGUGCUGAGGACCGACAUGGCUACAUCUGGGACAGGCACUACAACAUCUGCUUGGCAAAGCUACAGCACGAGGAUGUGGUGAAUUCUGUGGCCUUCAGCCCGGUGGACCAAGAAAUGUUGAUCACGGCCAGUGAUGACUGCACAUUGAAAGUUUGGCGUUCACCACGCAUUAUGCGUAUCAUCAGCACCAAGCCCACCCACAAGAAAUUCUCCUUCUUCUGGCUCAAUAAGAAGUGACUGAGUCAUGGGCCAGGAAAACUGGUUGAGAGGUUGAUGGCUAAAGGAGGAAGGAGAGGUUACUCUGGGUACCUGUAGCUAAUACUACUGUACUCGUCCAGAUGACUUCAAAUUUUCAGGACAGUGGUUACAGAGGAGAGAAUAUCAAAAUUCAUUUGAGCUUUCUGAAUUGUGCUUUCAAGUCCCUCAGACAUGCAGUCAGUCCAUGUUGAAUGAAUCUGAAGAUAAAUGCUUCUAACCAACUACAGCAGGACAUUGACUUAAUUUGCAUGUCUUCUCAGAUCAGCAAAUAGUGCUUGCCAGCUGUUCUUCCCAAACUGGUGCCACGUAGCUCAACAGUUCAGUUCAACUGAGGUUCCUACUCCCACUGCAGCCUUACAAGUGGAGCCUACAGAUAAGUUAACUUGGAACGGUGUAAAGAAUAACUGAAAACACUUGACUCUCUGGGUUGAAACUCUGUAUUUAAAACUGGGCUUGCUUUCUGGGUAUUAUAAUUCUAUUCUAAAAUGUACAGCUGUUGGUUCAUUCUAAUUUCAGAAUGUUCUGUAGACAAUAAAUGGAUUCACGAAGUUUCACUGUUCAGUGCAAUAGUUCACAAUGGUUAAGAUGUUGUACUGCUGUCAAGAGAUAGUCCUGCAACAGUACACACUAAGCACUGCAGCACAUACAAAAUACUGGAGGAACUCAACAAGUUGGGUAUCACCUGUUGAGCAGAAUAAUAACUUGUCCAUUACCUCCCUCUGGUUCCCUUUCUUCCUUUGGGCUAAUGUCCCCUAUUAGAUUAUCUCCUCUGCCUAGCUCCCCUCCCCCACCUCCUUAUUCUGGCUUCUGCUCCCUUUUCCAGGUCUUGGACUGAAAUAUCAACUGUUUGUUCCCAUCCAUGGAUGCUGCCUGACUUGCUGAAUACCUCCAGUAUUUUGUGUGGAGCUCAGAUAGUGAGAUCUAGUUUGACCACUUAAGUUGUUUCAAAUAUGUAAAUAAAUAAAACUUGGUAUCAUGAAAAAUUGGUAUUAAUGUGCAUGGAUGUAAAAUCCCAGAUGGGAGGAAAGCUGGCAGCCUUCCCUCUCUAGUCUCCUAUAAACUUCACUCCCACAAUGAGGUUGAUUCUCACUUGCCCUGGCAAACUGGUCAAUUGUCCCAAAUAUGGAAAUAGUAGAUAAAACCUAUUACUAACAUGGACAACUGAAGCAAGGUACCCAUAUCCCCAGAAAACAUUUCAAAUACUCUGUCGGUAUAUAAUGAUCAGAAUUGAAAACUGCUUCCCUUGCUCAGGGAUGUAACUGAAAUGAAUACUUGUAUAAUGUGAAAACAGGUGCUUUGGUCUACUUACUGUCAGACACACACACACACCAAAUCCACUUUGAUAUACACCCAUUUACAAGGGCUAAUUAACCAAUCAUCUGCAUGUGGUGGAGGAAAUUCAAAGAGAACAAGCAAACUCUCUACCAUCAGCAACAGGGGUCAGGACUGAACCCUUUACUUCCUGUGCCGCUAUACUGUCUCCAUGCUCUUUGAAUACACUUAAAUCUGCACUGUCAUUCUUAUUUUUAAAUGCAAGUUAUCUCCUCAAUAGUUUUUAAUUUUUUUUUUCCAGAAUCAGUGCUUUACUAGCAGUGGCAGUUAUUGCCCAUAUCUAACUACCCUUGAGAAGAUUGUGUUGAACCAUCUUGAAGUGGAUCAGUCAAUCAGUCAUCAUUGUGCCAAACUUGUAAGAUGUUCAAGUGAAAGUGCAUAAAGGAUUGGUUUAAAAAAAAGCAGAACUAUACGUCAAUCAAUAUGUCACUUAAAAUGAAACUUCACCUUCUAGCGUAGAGCAUGAAAUAUGAAGAACAGUGAAGAAUAAGCACAAAAUCCCAUUGCACACAAAGACGGAAGAAGUUAGUCAUUUCUUUCACUACUAGUGAUGAUACACGGAAAGUUAAAACAUUUGUCAUGGGAAGUUCACAACUACAGAUGCGCUGGGCUGUUCACACCACUCUCUACAGUGUCCUGUGAUUAAGGGAGGUACAGUUCCUAUACAGGUAGUGAUACAGUCAAUCAAGAUGCUCUCAAUUGUGCCCCUAUAGAAAGUUAGAAUUGGGGGCCCAAACCAAACUUAAAACAUCUGAGGUGAAAGAGGCACUGUUGUGCCGUUUUCACCACACAGCUGGUAUGUACAGACCACGUGAUGUGGAUGCCGAGGAACUUGAAGCUGUUUACCCUCUCAACCCCAGGUACAUUGAUGUCAAUAGGGAUUAGCUCGUCUCCAUUCCUCCUGCAAUCCACAACCUGCUCCUUUGUUUUUGUGACAUUGAGGGAGAGGUUUUUUUUCUUGACACCGCUGUAUCAGAGAGCUGACUUACUCCCUGUAGGCCAUCUCGUUAUUGUUCGAGAUAAGGUCAAUCAAUGUUGUGUUGUCGGCAAAUUUAAUUAGAUUAUAUCCAAUGACUGCCUCCACAGCUAUCUGUGGUAAUAAACUCCACAGACUCACCACCUGCUGACUAAAGACAGUUCUCAGUUCUAUUCUCAAGGAACAUCCUUCUAUUCUGAGACCGUCUCCUCUGGUACUAGACUCUCCCACUACUGUAACAACCUCUCCAGAUCCACUCUUAUCUAGGCUUUUAAUGUUGUGGGUUUCAAUGAGCUUCCUCUUCUCUUCUCCGCCCC
Hypanus sabinus (Atlantic stingray) is the source of this 4591-nucleotide messenger RNA. It is a transcript of the gene fbxw5, whose product is annotated as F-box and WD repeat domain containing 5. NCBI's taxonomy places the organism in Eukaryota, Metazoa, Chordata, Chondrichthyes, Myliobatiformes, Dasyatidae. The record is from RefSeq and is a predicted model, not a curated record. The transcript has 9 exons. Gene Ontology annotation, molecular function: protein binding. Gene Ontology annotation, cellular component: Cul4-RING E3 ubiquitin ligase complex; SCF ubiquitin ligase complex. The coding region runs from base 206 to 1945 and encodes 579 amino acids. Gene Ontology annotation, biological process: protein ubiquitination.